Porites lobata is the source of this 17735-nucleotide messenger RNA. NCBI's taxonomy places the organism in Eukaryota, Metazoa, Cnidaria, Anthozoa, Scleractinia, Poritidae. The record is from the annotation of a GenBank genome assembly.
UUUUUUCAUUUUCCAUUCAAAGUGAUGCCCAUUAUUUUUAGACCACCAUUACAUCUUAAAGUAAACGAACAAACCUUCGUUUAAGCGGAAAUAUAAAGCGUUUCUGAAUUUCUAUUCCCUAGAAUGGUCUCUGACCAAAAUGCCAUACUAGUCACGUGACACCGGCAUUUUCACUCCAAUGAGCACCCGAGAAACCAUGAGCUCAUUGUUACAGGAAUGGCGAUCGCACUUGCCAAAUUUUACCAAGUUUUAGUCAAACUUUAGCGAAUGUUUUUACGAUUUUUAGAAUUUUAGUCAAUUCAACAAUGGCCGAAGUGUUCCCAGAGGAUAUUAACGAUCAUUUAGACGACGAAAAUUUGAGUGAAGAUGAUGAAUUCGAAGAGGUGAGUUUGAAUGAUAUGAGUUUUGCGUUGGUCUGAAAUUGCGUAUAACGUCUAUAGUAUACGAUCGUAAACGCUUUCUAGGAAAGUGUGGGUCAUGAUAAUGAAAUAUUAAGACGUCAUUGUGUUGAUUAUAGGGGCAGUUAUGCGACGAACCGAUGGAAAACGAUGAAAGGUAAAUUUGUCUACCGGCAUCUGUUGUAUUUUGAAAUUUCAUCUCUCGAUAGUUCAGUGAAGCGAUUCACUGCUGAAUCAACUACAGCAAUGCUUUCAAUUUUUUCCUAUAGUGUGGAAACGCUGGCCCUUUCUGGAGAGCUUGUGAAUCCGAAAGACGAGAAAAUAGGCCCCCAAAGCUUCGAACUUCUCAAAGUUCUGGGAAAGGGUGGCUAUGGAAAGGUACGCUAUAAUAAAUAGUUAUGACAGAGAAGUCCCUUAACUACAGUGUUAAUUUUUAAGCUCCCACUAAGCUCUUUUUCCUAAUGAAACUGAAAAAGAAUGAUCCAGAUUUAAACGCUUUAAUUUUUUCCAUAGGUCUUUCAGGUUCGAAAAGUGGAUGGGAGAAACAAAGGGAAAAUAUUCGCAAUGAAAGUUUUGAAAAAGGUACGCUAAACGUUUGUUGUGGUGAUAGUCUAUAACCGGUAGAUUAUUCACAGGUGAGUUUGUAUUCAAGUUGCAUAACCAAGCUUAAGCCUAGCUUAAGGCUUGAAAAGCUAGUAUUGAGGAUCAAAAACGUAAUGGGUCACUUAAUAUUAGUCUCCGAGGUUAUAUUGGUAAUUUCAGCUGAUUUCAGUUUCUGGACUAGUUUUAGAGCGUUGAAUAAUUUUUGGAAUGUCAUGUACAUUAUAUUUCCUGGAGACGAUUUAAAGCGUUAUGUACAACGUACGUGCCUGAAGUAAAGCUUAUCAUAAAUAAAACAAUUAAGAAAAGUGAUACUGCCUAGUUGUGGUUCAAAAGUCAAGGUUAAUCAAAGCUGUGGGUUAAAAAUAGAUUGAUCUGAAUUUUUUUACUAUUUAUUCAGCAGUUUUAAUGGUAAAGUCAUUUAUUUAGAAGCUUUCAGUAAAAACUCAAGCUGGCAAAUGGUUGCCAGGAUAUUAAUUUUCUGACUUUUUGUCCAAGAGGCAGCAAACAGUUUUGUCACCUCAUCAUAUCUUUUGUCUGUAGGGGAAACACCAUGUAACUUGCGGGGUCACAGUGUAUGGGAAUAAUAUUAUUGCCUUUUAUUAGAUCAUGAUUCUAGAAUGGUUUAUACAGGUUUGAGGCAUUUUCUAGAAUAGGGUGUAAUAUAGCCUGCACCACAGAUGGAACUAAACUUCUGUUAACCAACUGCCUCGCUUAAUUGGAAGAAGGGGGCCGGGGAUACCCAGCUGCUUCCACUGUGGCCAUCCAGCCCCUAGUUAGAGUACUGCCCCCAUGGCUGGCAACUCCCCGCAACCCAGCCAUGAGCCCCCAUCUCAGGCACCCGUCACACUGAUGAAACAGUGGGAGGAAGAAAAAUAAGGGAUGGGAGGUGGGGAAGACGCUAAAUGAACCGCUCCACAGACCACUGCACAAGCGCUCAACAAAGAACUCAAAGAUCUUAGCAGUGUACAAAGCUACCACUUACCAUGUGAGCCUGCACUUAUGGGAUUGACCACUGGAUGCCCGUUAAGCUCGUUGGCUGCUUGACCGCUAAGCUUGUGGACUGCUUGGCCACUAAACUUUUGGACCUCUUAACCGCUAAGCUCGUGAACCGCUUGACCGCUGUUCUUGUGAACCACUUGACCGCUAAGCUCGUGGUGGUUAACUUAGUUUAAUUACAUUUAACCAAAUCCACGUCCGUCUGCAAAACAGCGCCAAAAUCCUUGUUCUGGGCCCUCACCUUUGUUCCAGGAUUUGUGUAUGUGCCAUGAUUGGCCAAUUAUUAGGUUGAAGGGAAAUUUGAAACAUGUUUCUGGUAAUUUGUUGAAAGCCAUUAGCAAAGGCUUUUAGGUUCUAAGAUGAGGACGACUACAAGAACAAGAUUUUCUCAAUACUAAGUGUAGCCUGUGAAUACAGCCAUCUCUGCUUGCUCCUCUCCACUUGGGUCAUUUUGCAGAAGAUAUGUCUGUGCCUCAUCAACAGAAAUUCCAGGCUGAUGAUGUACCGGUAGUUCAAUGUUUACAAAAUUAAUCUGGCAGUCAUGGGGUUCCAAAUGCAAAUCUGUUUGGGUUUAAGAGUUCUUCUGCAAUUGAGUGACUGCAAAACGUAAAUGCUUCUUCUAAAGACAAAUGUUUUCCACGAAUAGUGACGGUUUUGUAGUAGAUUCAUUGCAUUUACAUUUUGACCUUUUGUCCUUUACUUUAACUCAUUAACAAAUAAUAACUAAAAGAAUACAAUUCCUAUGUUGACCAAUCUGAGCUCCUGAACAGAUUGUGAACAGAUUUUACAUCUUGGGUGUGGAAUUUCUGUCAUUAAGGCACAGACAUCUCUCCCACAAAACGUCCCGAGCAGUGAAGAGCGAGGAGAGACAGUUUUAAUCAUACACUACUGGACAAGUGUACUAAGUAGUGCAUGUGCAUGAACCUGGAAGCGUCAUUUUGGCAGGGAAAGGCGACAACUGUUAUGCUGUCAUUCUACCAUGGGUUUUUAAGGGAAAGAAAUAAGUAGGGGAACAUUUUUCAAUUAAUUGAGGAAAUACAGAUUAGAGCAAAAAUACUCUAAAUCAGGAAGCUCUUGUGACUGGUGAAAAUCACUGUCUAUCUCAAAAGUGCUCAAUUCUGACAGAAAAUUAAUAAUGCUUAUUGCUGUACCUCUAGGCUGCCAUUAUAAGAAGCCAUAAAGAUACUGCACACACAAAAGCUGAAAGGAAUAUUUUAGAAGCUGUUAAGGUUUGCUUUUGAUUUGUCCUUAAAAAUAAUGCAAGGGUAACAUAAUAAACCUUUUCUUCUUCUCUUUUUCAACUUUGUGCUGUAAUAGUAAAUUUCAUCUUAUGGGGAAAUUUAAUUUGUAAAACCAAAAUUAUAUUAUUGGAAUUUUAAAGUUGGUUUCCUAUGAGCCAAGGUGGAUGCAUCAAAAUGGAAAAAUCUUUAGGAGUAAAACAAGGUGAAAUACAUUCAGUUUAAAAAACCUGUCUACACACAUUUAAUAUUGGGUACAGGUAACUCGGAUCAUCUCAGUUUUGAUUUUCUCGUAAAAGUGAAGACAUUUACUAGUAGGAGAGGUAUCUGACAUAGUUCAAGAUUGAUUGACUGUCUUGUUUGGGUUCGAUCGAAUCCCACUGAAGUCCUGAAAUUUUUGUCUGGUUUAUUUGCAAUGCUUCAAUUGCAGUUACCACUGCAACAGUCAUAUCUUCAAUUAAAAUUUGUCUUGUUUUUAUUUCAGCAUCCAUUUAUUGUUGAUUUAAUAUAUGCCUUCCAAACGGGAGGAAAACUCUACCUUAUUUUGGAAUAUCUCAGUGGUAUGUUUAGUUCUCAUUACUUACAAAUGAGCUAACUCUAAAAUGACAUGUUUUGUGAAGUGUUCUGAAUUUAAUGAUGCCUUUAGAUUAGCAGCAUACAGUACUGCUGCGAAGUAAGUUACCAUCCUCUCACGAGACAAGAAUUGCGUCAUGAUCACAGGCUACUCGAUUCUCAUUGCACACUGCCAAUUCCUGUCGGGCAGGACGUGAUUCUCGUAGGGCAUGAGAUGCCAAAUCUAAUGCCUGUUUUCCUCAGUCAGGAAACACUAAGCAAAAAUUUUAGUUGGUUUCUUGCUAGACGUGUCAUCAGUGAUUUAUGCCAAAAAUUGCCACUUCAAUGAUUCUUGCACUACGCGAUUCUCAUCAUGCAGGAAACAAGACACGACUGGUAUAAACUUGCUUUUGACCAGUACUGUAUGUUUGCUUUUAUAUUCUGUUGUCCUUUUCAUCAUGAGCUAUCAAACAAAGUAGACUCCUCUGUUCUCUAGGGGGAGAACUCUUUAUGCAUUUGGAAAGAGAAGGAAUUUUUAUGGAAGAUACAGCUUGGUAAGAGCCUGGCAAUUUACAGUGAUUUAUCUUUUGAGGUGUCUAUGUUAAAGGUAAAAUCCAUUAAUUAUCAGAUUAAACUAAGGAUUUCCUUUUUCCUGUACGAACAAUGAGUUUUAGGAAACAAAGGAAAUUUGGAAUCAAACUAACAGCUGUAGGUUGAAUACUGGCUUAUCCUGAAAACAGAUUUUGCCAUCAACAUGUGUACAUGUAAUACAGUCUUCAGGAUUAUGCAGUGAUGACAUUUCAAUAGAGUGCAGAAGGCUGUUCAAACCUUUCUUCCUUUCCUUAUUCUGACACAUUUCUCCCAGAAAAUUCUUAAAAUUUAAAGGUCUUACUUGGCUUUUGUAAGGGUAGCAGCACACUUGGGGUGACAUUGACAUCAUUUUGUAGCUUACGUUUUUUGUGCAUGUCAGUUAGAGAAAUCUAAAAUUUUUGAGUUCCUGUAAAAGAGAGGAAUCUUACAAUACAUCUUGUUGAGACUUUUGCAGAAACUCUCUCUUGGUUAAAUGGUGCCCCAACUUUGUCGGAAAAAGUCUCUUGUUGUAGGCUUGAUCAGGUGCCUAGAUUACUUUUAGCCACAUGUAAUUCUGAUUAAUAACCUGUUUAUUGCACACACAGUUUUUACUUGUCUGAGAUAGUACUGGCAUUGGAACAUCUUCAUAACCAAGGAAUUAUUUAUAGGUAGGUACAUGUAUGUAGGUCAAAAUGAAAUUCAGAUUAAAAUGGUUUUAACCUAGGUUGAUUCUCAAUUUAUUUUGUCUUCCAAGCCAUGAAUAAUAUGUUUAUGCAUAAUUAUGUACUUUUAAAUAAAGUAGUUUUCUUGGCCAUCUCUUUUUGCAGAGAUCUCAAGCCUGAAAACAUCCUUUUGGAUUCACAUGGUAAUAACAUGAUACACCUGUCUAUUUUUAACUCUGUAAGUUAUGGCAUCAAACAUCCUUGGGAAAUAUCCUUUCCAUCUGCUUUACAAGGCAUGGUGUUCUGCAGUAUGUUUUAAAACCUCUUUUAAGCAGCCUCCUACUAGAGUUGUCAGCAAAAAUAAUUUUUGCAAUAUUAUUGUCAGAUUACUUUAUUAUAUCUCUCAGUUAGCACAUGCACUGUCAUUUGGCCAUAUUAUCAAGGCCUGUGCUCUAAGAAAAAUUGAAGAGAACACAGUGCUCUUAACCUGUGCUAUCCAGGGUGCCUAGCAUAUCAAACCUAUGAGAAAACUAAGAUUUUCAAGUUGCCUGGGGGCAAAGGUUAGGCACCAGGGGCCACUGGGCACCUGCCAGAGUACAGCCUUGCAUAUUCUACUCUAUGACACCUAUAACCCACUUUAUGUCAAAGUUUCCGUCGUGACCUCAAACUUUGUUAGGAAGAGGUAUGCCAACAGAACCUCUAUUUAGUGGCCAGCAACCAGUUAUCAGUUCAGUGAUGGAUGACCACUUGAGAGAGGUUUGACUGUAUUUUGUGAAUUUUCUCUUUUAACAGGGCAUGUCAUGUUAACAGAUUUUGGCUUGUGUAAGGAGGCAGUGUUUGAAGACAAGUUAACUCACACAUUCUGUGGGACUAUUGAAUAUAUGUAAGUUGGUACAAAUAGGAAAUCAUUAGUGAUUUCCUAUUUGAUACAUUUCUCCAACACCCACUUACCUCUCCCCAAUACGGCCAUUUUGGUAACGUCUAGCUGUAUCUUUUUCUCUCUAAGGGCUCCAGAGAUUUUGACACGCAGUGGUCAUGGCAAAGCAGUGGAUUGGUGGAGUCUUGGUGCACUCAUGUACGACAUGUUGACAGGCAGUGUAAGUUGACAUUUUAGAUAAGUUCUCAAGAUUUAAAUCUUUAUUUAUUUUUAAGAGACAUGGUUCCUGACUUAUCUGUUAACUUUUUUGUACAAGUUUUUAUACUGAGACUGUGUUAUUUUCAGCCUCCUUUUUGUGGAGACUCCAGAAAGAAGACAAUUGAUAAGGCAGGUUGAUUCAUGUUUUUUUUCCUUUAUUAAGUAUUUCCUGAACAAGCAACUUGUAUUUAUAGUGUCAUUAUUAUGAAUAAUAUGGAAGGGACAAUGAGAUAGCUAAAAGCGUUUUGGAGAAGAAUGAAAACUAAGCUCAAAUGGAAACCAAAGUAGAGCUCUGAUUGCAAAGCCUUUCUUUAUAUUAUGUGGAAUUGCUGUAUUGUGCUUCAAAACCCUAAGAACAAUCUUUCACUAUUAGGAGUUUUGAUGCAUGGGCUUGGCAAAGUAUUUUCUUAGCCUUUUCUGGCUUAGAUAUGAUUGGCUCUGACAGGCCGGUUAAGCAUAGUGUGUAAUAAUAUUAUUUGCAUUUUCUUGUGGUGCAGAUUUUAAAAGGGAAGCUGGUUCUUCCUCCUUAUCUUAGUCCAGAAGCAAAAGAUUUUAUUAGAAAAGUGAGUAUUCAUUUUGCAUAUGGGUAGGUACUCCCCUGGGCAUUCUGUUCUAUUAAGGUGAUUCCCUGGUUUUGCACUGCGCAUCUCUUACUGCGCAUAACAAGAUGUACGCCGUAAAAAAGAGCAUGUGAAGUAACAUUAUUAAAAUGAAGUUGACUGAAGAGAAACGCUAUUGGAAUUUUUGCUUGCGGUUGUUUCUUGCCGAGGUGAGACUCAGCGUGUUUGGAAUGUGUAUAACGUAAGCAGUACGCGUAUUGCUGAGUUCAACUUCCUCACAGAAAACCUCGAUAGUGGAUGUUUAACUUGUGUUUACUCACUUUGAUUUUCAUUUAAAUGCUUUCUUUAUCACAUUGUGUCCUAAAUGAGAUAUCUCGAUGUAAAUUCUGUAAAAACGGAUUUUUUAAUACUUUCUUCCCUGUUUCACAUACAUUCUAUUUCGAAACUCGCCCCAGUCCUCUCUCAAAAAUUGGAGAAAAUGCAUUUGGUGCGCGCUUUCUGCAGCUCUACCGCAAAAACGAGUACGGUGACCCCCAUUUUUUAUUUCAUGAUUUUACUGCACUUUUCACUAACAUGCGAACUCUAAAGUUCAAAAGCAGCCUUCGCAAUUGCGUUUUUCGCUGCCGUCAAUCGUAAUUACGAUCACAAGCAACGAACCUUGAAACACAGAAACACACAAAACAGAUCCAAAUCCACCAAUCACAAAUCACAAACCAUGACCUUUUGAAACUGUUAACCCAUUUGCCCCUGAACCGCCCGUAACCGUCCGUGCGGAUCCAGGUCCUUUCUACCCAUUGUGACGACAUCAGUUUUAAUGGUCAAGGACAACUUUCUUCGCUAACUUGUGCAGAGUGAAGAGAUCUUUCAAACCAUACCAGAAUGAGCACAAUUUAGUCAAGGACACCGGAGAAACAAGCAAAAAACCACGCGACAUUGACCUGAAAAUCUUCAAGAAAAUCUUCUUCCAUUACCCACCUACCUUUCCUUUCACCUAAUCCUAAGAUCCUAAAAGCUUUCCUAAAAACCCUUCCCACCAAAAUGAAGCCUACUAAAUGCCCAGCAAGAGAAAAAAAAAAUGAGGCAAGAAAAGUGAAAAAAGAAGGGAGGAGAGAAAACGAAAAGUAACAGUCAAGACUGCUGUGUCACUUUUAGACCCAAAAACUAUCUCGAAAUUUUGCUUUCUGCGCAUGCCCGAACUUCGCAAGCUGAUAUUUUGCAUCUGGAUUAGAAGGCCGCGAAGUGUUCGACCUGUAAACCAGUUUGUGGUAAGUUUUAGCUCUUUAUAGCACGACAGUGACCAGAAAACCACUCGACUAGCUUCAAAACACGUUUUUUGGCAAAAUCUCCAGGAGCGAAUGGGUUAAAGUAAAGUUUUGUUUCCUAGGAGGUUCGUUAAGAUGAUUGACGGCAGCGAAAAACGCAAUCGUCAGUUGUCAAUUUGCAUGUUUCGAAUUCGCAUGUUUGUGAAAAGCGCAGUAAUAAGGACAGUGCUUCCUCUCGAUGAGAAAAAAAAUUGGCACAAAUCUAUGUUCAGUUUUUUGGCAGUUUUAUUAAAUUGUGCGGAUUGAGCUAUCACGGGUCGAAUAGCGCGUGUCCAAUUUAAUUCUACUUUGGAGUGUAAAGUAAAAACAAAGGCACUAAAAGGCAUUUUUCUGGUACGUCAGUGGAUAAAGAAUACAUGCAUCACCGAAAAAAUCUCUCCUUUUUGUCUAGUUUUGGGCUGCGCACGGUUUUUGUCAAAGGGUCCUAAAUAGCCGUAUUUGUCAGCGUUGUGACGUCAAAACGAGCCCGGUGACCUUCACUUUUUAUUACUUUUUUGUCGUCUCCUUGACUUGUUUCAUCAUUGUACCAAGUUUCAUCUACAAUCUAUGUUAGGUUCUUUUACUAAGGAAUCACCUUAACUGCACUUACCACCUAGUAAAUUGUCUUAUUAAAGUGCACUUUGUUAAUGCCUGUAUUAUAGUUGACAGUCUGUUCAACCAGAAAACUCAAGGGGAUGACCUUAGGUCCUAAAUUAAUAUAAUUAUGUUACUUUUCUGGAAAGCUUUUCAUGCAGAAAAAUACUAUUAGGUUUUUUGUAUUUCUGGUUUUCCUUUGUACUUUUGCAGUAUUAUAUUUAACUUUUGUUAUAUUUUCAGCUACUGAAACGCCAUGUCCAAGCAAGACUAGGCAGUGGACAUGAUGGUGCAACCCCCAUAAAGGUACAGGUUAUUUGGUAAUGGGUCUUUUCGCCAGUGAGUCGUUUCGCAAACAGCCUGUUCGCUAACGUUUAAAGUUGUUUCACUAAUGUGUCAGGUCAAACAAGUUGCAGCAUGACCUCAUUGUUAAAAACGUUUUUGUCUUAUUUUUUAUUUCAUCUUUUAAAGAGAACAAAGCUUUUUGGUUUUGUUUUCCUUAGUGACCAUACUUCAUUUUCAUUUUUUGUUGUUGUUGCUAUUCUGCAGAAAAAUCAUUUAUUAUAUAUAAUUCAGCAGAACCUGUGCUCUUUUCCAUGUGAAGGCUGUUCAAAAUGUUUAAAAGGGCAUCAGUUAAAUAACUGCAAGAGCUAGUAGAAAUUUAAUGAUUUCUAGCUUUCUGUUUUUAUUUUCAGACCCACCCUUUUUUUCGUGCCACGAAAUGGGAUGAUCUUUAUAUGAAAAGAGUGGAACCACCAUUCAAACCAAAUAUUGUAAGUGUAAAGUGUGAAAUUAUAACUAUGUUUAGCAUUCAUAUCGUCACUCUUUUACCCUUGAAGCCCCAAUCCCACAUACAAACUAAUUCUCUAGACUGAUCAGCUCCAUACAUUUCCUUUAAAAUAAAGGAGUAGUUGAGAGAAUCUGUUGAAAGACCUAAGGAUUUUCCUUUGAGCGAUAAUUUUUUUUGUUACUUCUCAUAACUGAGGCUGUUACGUUAUUGAUGUUGGUCACUCUAGGAUGCACAGUCAGGAUCAAGAGCUAAACCUUGGGAACUAAACUAUUAAUGUUAAUUACAAGUUACUCAAAAGAUUGUUAUCUUCUUUUGAAAAAUUAAUUUCAAAGUGGGUCGUGUAAACCAGUACAUGUCAUUUUGUUUGCAUAAACCCUUUGCAUUGAACUGUGGGUGUAGAGUUUAAUUUUUCGCUGUUCUUGUUCACAGACAGGUGAAGAGGAUGUUAGUCAAUUUGACAGCAAAUUCACCAGACAGACACCUGUUGAUUCUCCAGUUGACUCAAUGUUAAGUGAAAGUGCAGAUAAAAUAUUUCAGGUAAAAGAAAUUAAAACUGUGGACCUGGUGCAGCGAAGGGUGCGUAAAACUUUGCAGCCUUUCUCUUUGUACGCCCCACAUUCUUUGAACUUCUUCACAAGACCUUGUUACUUUUCAACUUUCUCAUCUUCCCUCUUUCUCACUCUUCCAUCCUCCAGAAUUGCCGUAGUCUGAUUGCACACUGAGAUCCCCCAGACACUCGCCAUCAGUCAUCAUAAGCCAUCAAGGGUUUUGAUGGUUGAUGAUGUCUGACACCCCCGGAAAAUUGUUUAAUGGCCUUAGCUACCACAAGUCUCCUGUAACUCAGUGGUAGAGCAUCAGGUCUUGUAAUCAGAAGGUCGUAGCUUCAACUCCUAUUUGGAGUACUCAGGUUUUUUAUUCCAGGCAGCCUGUGUCACCGACUGAAAAAACACCUCUCUCAUGCAUUCACCAGGCUCAAAAUUCAUCAUCACAUUUCUGUCAUUGCACCUAUAUAAACACAUAUCAACAUCCUGGUCAUGGGAGUAUGCCGCAGGAUGUUUGUCACAUGAACGUACUUUAGUGGCCUUAGCUCCCACAAGUCUCCUGUAGCUCAGAAGGUCACAGGUUUGACUUCUAUUGGGAGUACGCAGGUUUUUUUCUUCCAAGCCGCCUGUUUCACUGACUGUAACAAAAAAAACGUCUUUCUCGUGUAUUGACCAGGCUUAACAUUCACCAUCAUUUCUCUAUCACUGCACAUAAGCACAUCUCAACAUUCCAGUCCUUGCGGUAUGGUAUGCAGGAUGCUUGUUACAUGAUCUUAGUUUACUGAGUGACCUACAGUAGCUGUCACGAGUCUCCUGUAGCUCAGUGGUAGAGCAUCUGGACUAGUAACCAGAAGGGUCAUGAGUUUGACUCCUAUUGGCAGUACUCAGGUUUUUUUCCAAGCCACCUGCGUCACUGACUGAAAAAUCAUCUUUCUCGAUAAAGCUCUUUAUAUACAUCAUACCUGUAAUACACCUGUCUACACAGUAAACACUCAAAGGAAAGUGUAAAUAUUUUGCAGGGCUUCACCUAUAUUGCACCAUCAGUUUUGGGUUCAUUACAUAGAGAUAUUCCUAUGUCACCAUGGAAAUACACAAGGUGAGUCCUGAAAAAGGAAAAACAAAACAAAACAAACACGGUUACUGGUUUUUUAUAUAUGUUGUGGUUAGUUGAGCAGUGAAACCUUAAACUUAAAGCCUGCUUAUUGUCCUGUUUCCAGCAACCAUGGGUCCCAUAAUAGUGGGAGAGCACUGUACAAGGAAUACUUGGAUUCAAUUAUUUAAUUUUUGUCUGGUCCAGCUGUUGAAAAGCUUCAUCUGCACUUAUUACGGGAUGGGAUAGUACAUUAGCACUUCUUCUUUCCCUGAGAACUUUUCUGUACUUUGAUGGAACAGAAAUUACUAGCCUGUCGCAGAAGUAUACGUCUACGAAGUGGUGCCAAGAUCCUUGUUGUUGGCCCCUCUAGACUUAAUGAAUUACCGGAAGUGCGUUUUGAAUUUCCUUUCAACCCAGUGGGCAAAUCAACAGUUGAAUUAGGUUUGGCUCAUGAAAAGUUCGGCAUCUGAAUCGGGCCCAAGGCAUUAUUGGCUUCCUAGACAGGACUCCCGUGAGAACUUGUUUGUUGUAUUGUUACGCAGAUUGACAACGGGCAUGCAACUGGCUCUUGUAUAAACUUUACAUUCAUUUGAUAGCAAUGGUUUUCUAUUUGUUCAUGCUUUCAUUGUUUUAAACAUGGCUUUUUGUUUUAGUUUGUUAGAUUUCUUGUUGUAUUUAAUUUGUUGUUUAAAAUAUUCCAUUUCUUCCUUUUUUUAUUUCAACAGAUCACCAAGAAAAAAUACACAGCCCAUGAGGUAAGGAAAAAUUUAUAGUCUUUAUGUUGUGUGGAUGAUUUUUUAAACUUUUUUCAUGGACAAAAUCACUCUCAAGAUGGGGGAAAUAAAUUGGCAAACUGCUAGAAAUGCCGUUUUUUAUGCGUAAACUGUGGCGGGGGGCACUUUCACCAUUAGCUGUGCUUGCAUUAUUUCACACAGAUGCAACGUGACGUAACUAGUGUAUAAUGAUAACUCAUGCGAUUUUCUAUAACUAUGUGAAACUUUAGGAAGUCAAAGUCUAUCUUGAUAACAUUUUAAGAAAUUAGCAAAACCUUGUAUGUGCUUCCGGAUUUUAAAUGUGUGUUUGGUAGAAAACUGUAGAAGUAAGUAGUUUGCUGAAAAAACCUUGUGAAAGGCUGUUUUAACAUUCCAUUUUGUGGGAAAUAUUCAUUUACUACUUGCUGCUAUGACCUGUUAUGUUUGGAAUAGGUUACACAUUAAACAAGGAGCUCAUGUAUGUGUGUCGUUAAUGAGGCUAUGUAAAUAAACACUAUAUGAAGAACUAAAAACUGAAUGAGUUCCCUUACAUAAUCAGAGUAUAUCAGUCAAGAGAAAAAAAUUAAUCGGCACUUCCUAAUACUGCCCUUCAUUUUUGCACCUUAUUGCUUUAACUGCAUGAGGAAAAGAAAAUUCACGAGGAAAGAUUUAGGCCUACCCAUAUGGGUACGCCUAUUUCUCUCUGCUAAGCAUCAAGCUUAUUAUAUACUAGUGCAUUUUGAAAAUAAUAAUCACUCAUUUUUUUAAAUAACGAGGUUAUGAAAAUAGCGACGAGGAGCAAGUUCAUAUUUUGUCAAAUGGGUACUGAGAAAAUAUUGCAGAAAAAUGUGUGUAGUCGGUAGAUAGUUUAUUGUAGGGAGUAGGAAGGAAUACUAGCGCUGUUGAUGAUUUGUUUUAUUCGUGUUUUCCUUUAACUGUCUUGGUUUAAAGCGUUUUGCUUCUAAAGUGUUGCUUUUGUGAACCGUUAUGUAAAUCAAUUGUAAAGUUUUCUUUUUUGUUACAUUUUAACGUGUUCGGAAAACAUUCAUUUGGUUUCUUCCUUUCUUCUCGCCGUGCGUGCUUAACUUUUAAGUACAAAAUUUUGAUAAAUAUGUCCUGUAUUUUUCAAUGCCUUUGUUGCUCUUAUUAAUUUUGGUGUACGCAGUAGCUUUUACCGGCCAGUUUUUAUGCCGAUUUUUUUUCUUGGCGUUUCCCGUGAGAGAGGAGAUCGGACCGAUAUGUCGUUACGCGAAAAUUGUCGUUAUGUUGGGCCAACCAAUCUGAGAGUAUAAAGCUACCUUAACAUUCUUCCAUGCUUGAAUGCCUUGUGAAAAAUAAUAGGUUGUUUUAGUUAUUAUUUUUGCAAUGACGGACAAGUUAGUAAAAAAAAUUCUUAACUCCUAUGUUGGUUGCUUCUCUCUCACCCCUUCUCUUUCCUUGUGAUUUAUUACAAGAGCUGCUUAUCCGAAGACGCAACUGUAGAAUUUCAACAGAGUGUGAAAGUUUCGAACGCUAAUGCCUCUAUAAUUCCGCGCGCUAUUGGAUAUCAUAUGGCCCUUAUAUUUAAUUACUAAUUUCUGUCACUAAUAUGCUUAUUCUGGCCGUCUUCUUAUCACUGAACUGGUUUUCGCUUUUUGAAACUUUGCAAGCACAUCUUGCGUGUGGCGAGACGUAGUUUUGUUAUAGUUACUAUUUCACAAGAGUUGUUUAUCCUGUAAUACAAAGUGUAAAUUUGUCUUUCAUCAAAACAUGUGGUUAAAUAAAAAGACUAUUCCACGGGUUUUUCAACUUUUGACUCGAAAAUUCGUCAACACGGCUAAAAAGAACGCCGUGAAAUUAGUAAAGAUGCCAAGUUAAAGCGCGAUUUGUUGAAAACUAAAGAAGAUGUAGCUCGGCAAAAUCGCCGCAUUUUACUGACACCAUACAAACGCCUGUGAAAUUUCUCGACUUUGUGGAGCAAUAUUAGAGAGGUUAAGCAUCGCGUUUACGUCAAACGACAAGCGCGAAUUUGUACCACGUGACCAAGUUUCCCCUUUACGUGUCGUUUACUGUUUAUUAUUUCAACACAUAAAUUAGUAGUUUCACGCAAUUUUUUAUCCAUGAGAAUUGUUUUGAGCUGUUUUUAUCCGCUCAGUUUCUAUUUUGAGAAAUUCUCAACUUGAAUCUGUCGUUUGCCGUGUAGGUGAAGGUCAUCUCUCUAUUUUCGCUCAGUUUUAAUGUAUCACCGUUAAAUUCGGAAAGUGUCCUAAUUAUAAGGCACUUUUUCCAUCAGUGUGAACUUGUCCUAAUCAAAACUUGAAAGAAAAAGGAAACCGUGGAAGUGUCUACUUUAAAGGAAACAGUUUCAGAUGCAAGCUCAGCUUAAAGGAUUCCAUUAUAAUUGGCUUUGCUGCUCAAUAGCGUAACUAAUGGCUUUUGAAUUCUAACGUCUGUAUCUAAUUUGCUCCUUCUGCAUGUCUUCUUGUAGCCCCGCCAAGAUUAAGGAAAAUGGCUGCAGCCAGUUUGGCUUUGAUAAAUCAUGGCAACCAAACAGAACAGACUCUCCACUAAACAGGACGCCGGCCAUGAAGGCACUCGACUUUAACUCUUCCGCUGUUCCUAUGGAUACUUCUAACGGAAGUGAUAAAGUAUUUAAUGGCACUGAGGGUUUGUUACAUUGCGGCAACCCUUCACUCUCCCAUGCCACAGUAACCAAUCCUCAUCUUCAAAUGACGUAACAAGUAAUUCUACAAUGGUUCUUACACAAUUCCAUUUCUUCUUAAUUGACAUUUAUAAAAAUCACUCUUAGUCUUAAUCGGUUAACAGAUUAAUUAAUAAAUCGUUUCUUACAGUUUCUUCUAUUUAAUAAAUUCUACGUAAUUGUUAAUUUGUCAGACGAGAGGUUGAAGUCAAGUUUGCCAUACAUAUUUAGAUAAUUUUAAACAAAAUUUAUUGUCUUAAAAUUCUUUAAAGUUUAGUGAGAAUAUGUUUGCUGCGCUUAAAUUACCGUUAAUCCUCAAACCUCCCUCCCCCUCACCCGCCGGCUUCCCUGGUGAAGAGCAUGUUUUCCUAAUUUUUCUGGUAAUCUAUCAAACAUGAGGUGAGUGUUUCAUUGAUGGGAUUUCAAACACAAUAUCCUCCGCUGCGGGUAGCCCGCGAGCAAGCUCUUCCUCCCCACCCCCCGGGAAACCCCGGGUAUCCCCGGGAGCUCCGGAAGAGCUUGCUCGCAGGCUACGCGUAGCGGAAUAUUUCUGAUUAACCACGCAGGCGUCGAGUGUUUGAUGAAACUUCUGUGCCAAACAAUUUUGGAGGAGAAGAAAAGGAGGUGAAAACAAGUCGUUUUUCAUGGUGCCUCCAAACUGUUUGGCUAUUGAAUUAAAAAUGAGUUUGAGGAUUGUGGAGAAGGAAAUCUUUCUCUUUUCACAACUGAUUUGACAUGUCAGAGUAUAAUCAUGUAAAGUAUUCACUUCCAAGAAUUAACGUCUUGAGUGAUUAAAUGACCAACAGGCUGUUGAAACGUGGGGGGUUUAAGGGGGGAUUUGAGGGUUUUCGGUAUACCACCGUUGGCAGUUUGCUUAAAGAAAUUUAGGAAAUUUAAAAUAUAUUUCGGUUGGAUUCAUUUGGAGCGUAUAGCCCUCUCAUUUGCUCGUUGGAAUUCGCCACUUUGGACAAGAGAAAGGAACUGGAACUGACAUGCGUCCUGCAAUGGUUUCUGGGAUCGUUACUGGGGACGCGCCGUUCAGCUAUUGGCCAGUUUUUUUAACAUUCCCAGAAGCCUUUGCAAAAGUUAACUCGUCCCAGUUUUCUUUCGUCUGUAAAAAAAAUUUCAACGGGUAAAUGGGACGCCCAGACGUGUAUGCUGCAAAUUAACCCACCUUUUCCAAUAUUGACAUUAAAUUACAUAAAAAUGCACGUAAUUAAUUUAAAACACAUCUCUGUUAUUUAUUGUUUUCAUAUACCCGGCCACAAACUUUGCAACAUUUAACACAGUGUAACUAAAAGGCUGGUCCGCAAGUAUUGACUAAAAUGAUGUAGAUACGGAUACAAAAUUCUUGCAUUGUGCAUUAUGUUAGUUGUAAGGAGUACAGUUUGAAAGAGUAUGGUUUGAGCAAAUGAUGAAGUUUCGAUGACAUAUUAUAUGAUUAUAAUGAACGAUAAUUUAUUUCAAAGGAUAGUCAAUUAGUCGAUAAAAAAAUGUUGAUCUUGAGGUGUUUACAAAUUGAGACGUAAUUUCUGCACAGCGCUUUAUACUCCGUGUUAAAAAAGCUCGAAUGUGGUUAAAAAUAAUUUAUUAAAGGUGCGCUGAUACUUUGGUUGUUCUAGCAGAGAGAGUAUAUUUUUACAAAGGUAGAACAUGAAUCAGCCCUUAUAGGUUUUAGAAUGUUUUAGUUCUAGGAGCAGUUCUGAAAGGAGUUGGCUUGCUUGUUUUUUUUAUUUAUUUGUUAGGCUAACUUGUGUAGACCUCAGCUAUAUAUUUAGGACAUUAAUGAAUGUUGAGUUAACUAACCAAGGAGAGGCAUUUUAAGCCACAAGACUGUCGAAUAACAUUUCUAUUCGCGCAGAGAGUAAGACAUUCCCUUCACUUUCAUCACGUACACGUACGUAGAAAAAUUAAAAACAAUUCUUUUGCAAACGUUUGGAGGGAAAACAAAGAGUUUAAUGAUAUUUUUUGAGCAAGGUCUAUGAUGGGGCCAAUUUUUUUUUUAAUUUUACCUAGAACAAAAAUUACCUCCUGCAGUGAUUAUAGCUUACUUAUCGUAAAACAUUGUGUGCACGAACUGGAAAUCGAGUUCAAUUGUUUGUUUAAAUGUUUUUUGCAGAAAAUUCUAAAUGGUAACAGAAAUCAGAAGAUUUUAGCAAAAGUAGUUUUCUCUGCCAAGUGAAUCCCUACAAAUUAACUCAGGAAUUCAAACAAUUUUUAAUCGAUUGAAAUAAACUGCUGGACAGACACUGUACAAAUGUUUCCAAAUACACAAACAAGAUGGUUGUAUCUUAAGCUUUUCCCUCAUUCACAGUCUCUAAUGCAGCCUUUAUUUUCUGUCACGCAACUGUCACGAGAGUGGCGUGACAACCCAAAUGUAAGCUUUAUAGGAGUCUACUUACCCCAAAGUGACUUUCUGUAUAAAUUCAAUGCUGCUACAGUGCUUCAUGUUACAGUUCUUUUUAAAGAGCUACAGUCUCUGUAUCAUGAAUAAUCAAGCCUUCAUUUCAGGUCAUCCAUAAUCCUUUAUAGAUAAUUGUCUAUUGCUUCUUGUGAGUGUGUGUGUGUUUUUUUUUUCUUUUUUCCAACUAAUAUUCCGGGGUUUGCAAUUGCAAGAUAGUUUUGUAUCUUCAAACGUCAAACUCCUCUGACUAUAUUCGCAGUUGUCUUAUUGCUCAUGUCUUAUUGCUAAUGUAUGUUGUACGAUUAGUUGUUUUCUUUAAUGUCGUUUUUAUUCAGCAACCUUGUUUUGGAACAACCAUUCCUCGUGACUUAAUACCAUGUUCAAUACUGUUCACAUUUGUUUGUAUCUUUAUUAUGUACAAGUUAGCUGUUAAGAAACCUUGCCUGUUUGUAGAACAUUCAGUUAAAGCUAAGAAUUAAUAUUUAUCUUUAUAACGUUAGCUCUCUAUUUAUUUUAAAGUCUUAAAUCUUGAAAAGGUUCUUGACACCAGUGGGAUCAAGGGAAAAGUAAUGCCAAAAUGGAACACGGGAAAUUGAGAUUCGCUGCUUCUUGUAUUUCUAGGAUUCUUUUCGGUGGUCCCAACUGGUAGCAAGAUCUGUUUUCAAGACUUUUCCGAAAACUGCUGUAUUAAAUAGUACUGCAUUGUAGAUAGGAUAGAAUAUAUGAGCUUAAAAGUUAUUUCUUAAAGAAUAUUGCGACAAUAAACGUGACGUGAAAACUAGAGGUUAUUUGUUCUGGCGCGGUUGUAUUCAUCGGGUUGUAGGGGAAUGUUGAUUACUUUGUCCAUGACACUAGUGAAAGGGUG